AUGGCAGACGCGAGGUACACGAUGAGGAGACUCAUCGACGGGAUGGACAUGCAGCACAACACGAACACGGACGGCCGAGAUCCUGAACCUGCCUCCGAGCUAGACGUGGACGAGAUGAUGAACUUGUACUACGAAGGACUGUCUGAGAAGGUCGCUGCAUCGGCAGCGAGGAUCACGUGGUGGCGCGUGUACACGCUAGCGCUAGCGUGGUUAUGUGAAAACCUGAUCGUGACAGUCAUUCACAUGCUCAUCUACAACGCCAGGGGCUCAGACCUGCACCCCACCACCAAGACCUUGUACAGCCCCACGAGCACGAACCCGAAGAAGACCACGCGGCUUGAGCGACAGCGACUCGACCCCGAGCAAGCCCGCGUCCACGAACAAUCCCAGGGGCAUGAGCUGGCUCGCCAACCUGAACCAGAAGAGGGUAAUGAACCCGACCACGGUCCCACCACCAACACCACCACGGCCGGGAUGACGAACAACAACGUGAGCAAGAAGGUGGGCAGCAAGGGCGUUAUAAUCGAGGGCUCCAACAUCGGCUCGAAGGCCUCCGAGCCCGAUGGGACGAGCGAGAAGCUGGAGCAGAUCGACAAGGCGUGUAACAACGUGCUCCCGACCGUGAUAAUGUCCAACACCCUCAGACCGGGAGCGGACCCGGAGAACAAGUACUCAUCAUCGCGGGAGACCGUCGGGCUUGGGAAGCUCAAGACCGAGAAGAAGACGGGCAAGGGCAAGUUGUACUCCGACGUCAUUAUCAAAGGGCCGAACUGGGUCCUGAACCUGUGGACGCUCAGGAACGUGGUCAUGGAGGCCGUCCCAGCCAACAACAAGUACAAGUUGGGCAUCAAGAUCCACAACGUCUUCCACAUCAGGAAGUUGCUGUACCACAGCCCGCCGCUGUCCUCCGCGACCGGGUUCGAGGUGGACGACGACAUCUUCAACGAGGCCGAGAGCUUGUAG
Messenger RNA from Fonsecaea erecta, 963 nucleotides. RefSeq lists its product as hypothetical. The transcript is spliced from 5 exons. Lineage: Eukaryota; Fungi; Ascomycota; Eurotiomycetes; Chaetothyriales; Herpotrichiellaceae. The record is from RefSeq and is a predicted model, not a curated record. The coding region runs from base 1 to 963 and encodes 320 amino acids.